AUGGGCGAUCAUAAUACCGCUCCUGUCCCCGGCCCGCCGCUCCCCGCUGGAUGGGCUGCGCAGUGGGAUACCAACUACCAGCGAUGGUUCUACAUUAACACGCACACUGGAGUCUCUCAAUGGGAAUUCCCUGGAGGCGCUCCCGCUACAGGAGCGCAAUCUCAUCCGCCACACCCGCCCGGCGCAGAGGGCGACAAGGCAGCGCGUGGUGAGGCUGAAAAGUACCAAGGUGAGAAGUCCGAUAAGGACAAGGACGAGAAGAAGGACAAGGACAAGGAUGAGAAGAAAGAUAAAGAUAAGGAUGAGAAGAAGGAUAAGGAAGAAAAGUCCGACAAGGAUAAGGACGACAAGAAAAAGAAGGACAGGGAUGGUGGUUCCGACGAUGAGGAUGGAGGUGAGAAGAAGGAGAAGAGCGGCGGCUUUCUCUCGCUGCUAAAGAAGGGCAAGAAGUUGCUGGACAAGAAGAAGGAAAAGGACAAGGCCAAGAGCGGCGGCCACGGUGGCGGUGGUCAUGGUGGUGCCCACGCUGCUGGUGUUCACGGCGACGAGGCACAUCAUUCUGGCGACAGCGAUCGCGAGGAGGAGGGUUCUGAGAAGUCGGGGAGCGACGACUCUUCCUCCUCGUCAUCAGAGGAUGAGGAUGAGGACGAGGACGAGGAGGAAGAGGAGGAAGAAGAGGAGGAGCAGGACUAUGAUGAGGAUGAUUAA
Messenger RNA from Clonostachys byssicola, 708 nucleotides. NCBI's taxonomy places the organism in Eukaryota, Fungi, Ascomycota, Sordariomycetes, Hypocreales, Bionectriaceae. The record is from the annotation of a GenBank genome assembly.